GUCAGUCGUUAUCGGGGCUGUUGGCUCAGUUGAACAGCAAUCUUCGGAGCGUACGGUAGUCGGUCACGGAAACAACAGUUACAGUUGUGUCGUAGUCGUCGCCGUUUCUUUUUCCCUUAAAUUUUUAACAAACUUCUCACAAACACACCGACAGAACCGGAGACAGAGACACCACACCAGAAUAGAGCAGAACAGGAAAAACACCAGAACAGUCGACUAUCGUUCAUAUUUCCGAGUCAGAGGCCAGAGGCAGUGCAUUGUUGUUGCUGUUCUUGUAAAUCGUUGUGUCCGUGAGUGUGUGUGUUUGUGUCUGUAUUUUUCUUGGCUCGUUCUCUUCUCUGUCUUGAACACACGCACACAUUGACAAUUGACUGCAAAAUGGCCGAAAAUUGCCCAAAAUGCAAAAAAUCAAUUGCCGCUAAGGAUGCAAUCAUAAUUUGCAAUUCGGAUGACUGCCUGAAAAAGUUCCACCGUACGUGCGUGAACAUCGACGAUGCCAUCUACGAUGUGAUACAGAAGAACCCAAUGAUUUCAUUCAACUGUGAUGAGUGUAAAAAUCAAUCGCCCAAGAUACUGGCCACCAAGCUGCACACCAUCGAGGAGAAGGUGAACAAGGUGUGCAAUGGCGUCAAUCAGAUACAGGGACGGAUGUAUCAGCAGUACUUCCAGUUCGGCAACAAUGCUCCCAACAAUCUGGACUGCAAAAAGCUUUCGCAGCAGAACAAUCUGAUUGUAGUCGGCAACAAUUGCAAUUCGGAUCGAUUGCAGGUCGUCUGCGACUACGGACGUUGGGUUCAGGUGGGCAAGUUCGCGACCAAUACCAGCGAGGACGAUAUCAUUGAGCACCUCGCCGAAGAGCUGAAGAUCAACAAGAAUCUGGUGAAGUGCACCAAGCUGGUCAAGAACGAUGCCAAUCUCUCGCAGUUGUCUUACUGCAAAUUCAAGAUUUCCAUACCGGACUAUCGUUUUAACGAGCUCUUCAACGAGGCGAUUUGGCCCAGCGGUGUUAUGGUUAGUCCGUUUACACCGCGCUCUCAGCUGAAUCAGAAUCGCAUAUAGAGCGCCCUUAAGGUGCCCACCAACUGAGGGGGUGCCAGAGAGUGCAAUGGCGAGAGAGUAUGAGAGUAUGAGAGCUAGAGAGCCGGUGAGUUGGAGAGCUUGCGCCUGCGCACCGCCUUCACGAUGGUGGGUGUUUUUACGAUAAUAUGCAGUGAGGGUUGUUGGCACUGUCGCCGGCAUGCAAACUCUUCUUAGCGACAACAACAAUAAUAAUAACAACAACAAGAGCAUAUUUAUGCAUAUAUGUAUAUUCUUUCGUUCUUUUUGCCGUCUCGUACAACUAAGAGAGUGGGAGACGGGGCCAUUGUAUGAAAUUUUUGACACUCGAAAACUUUGUCUAAAAAACUUUCAAAGCUUACAAGUUGGGAAAAAAAACACAAACCAGACAAACCAAACCAAAAACACACACUAAAUACUUAAUACAUUAACUUUGAGAAUGCAUUUUAAAAUGUUUUAGCGUUGCGUAACAGAUAUUUACAAAUAAAAUCUAAUCAUAUUUUAAUGGAAAAACACAAGUAAAAUGUAUGUAAUUCGACAGAGGUCAAGAAAACUAUUAGUCACUUAUGCAUUACUGUCAUAAUUAAAUUUACCAAAACAAAUGCAAAAUAAAAAAUCACCGAAACUUAUUAAAGACCGUAUUUAAAAGAUAACUAAAUAAUUAACUUUCUACCACACACCACAGAAUUGAUUUUCAUUUGAAUUCUCUUAAAUAAUUUCAAUCAAAACUAUUGUAUCACAUACCUGUUAUGUUGUACGUGAUUUCAACAUUCUGGAGACAAAUACGCAAAGUCAAGUCUUAUUAAAAAAUAAUCCAAUAUGAACAACUUAAUUAUAGCAACAAUUAACAAAAUAUAUUUAAUGCAAAAAGCAGUCUACAAUUAUUGUAUUCGUCAUAUGCGUAGUUUGAGGCAUUUUCAAAGCUUGUUCCAAAAAUUUUUUAGAAAUUUUGCGAACCACUGAAUGAACAAUGGAAAAUUGUAAAACUUAUUCAAACAAAAAUAUAUGUAUUUGUGUAUUCCAAAGUAUAGGAAAUAAAUGGAAAACAAUGUUCAACAACCAAUCAACCACAAGAAAUGUCCGAAAUAAAAGACAAAAACAAUUCGUAACUGUUCAUGCGAUAAAUGGGUGCAAUUGGCCAUACGAGCUACGAGCGAGGGAGCCAAAUAUAUAAUGGAUGGUCGUUGCAAUAAACUCAAGAAUGGCAAAUGAAUAUAUAUAUUUCGUAAAUGAUUUUUUUAAAAUACAAAACAACCACAAUACGAGAGCAAUAUGUACUUGUAUUUGCAACGGACCUCCACACGUUUUCCUCCCCACGAUUGAAAGUCGCUGCGGCUGGAGGCGUGCGGGGGACGGUCACAAAGGGGCAGGUGAAUAUGAGCGAGCCGUAGAUAUUUAUGCAAGAAACGAAAACCAACAUACAUAUAUUAUAUAUAUUUAGUAUACACCAACAAUAUGCAUGCAUGUAUUUAUGUCAACUUUUUCAAUAAAUUCUACAAAAGCGAA
This is a messenger RNA of Scaptodrosophila lebanonensis, 2562 nucleotides long. RefSeq lists its product as uncharacterized. Bases 379 to 1059 code for a protein of 226 amino acids. The transcript has a single exon. Lineage: Eukaryota; Metazoa; Arthropoda; Insecta; Diptera; Drosophilidae. The record is from RefSeq and is a predicted model, not a curated record.